Molecule: messenger RNA, 850 nt
Organism: Chelonia mydas (Green sea turtle)
Lineage: Eukaryota; Metazoa; Chordata; Testudines; Cheloniidae
Product: zinc finger protein 251-like
Exons: 5
Coding region: 458-727 (89 amino acids)
Biological process (GO): regulation of DNA-templated transcription
Source: RefSeq, a predicted model, not a curated record
UCUGCCCGAGGUUCUGGUCUAAUUUCCCUGCAGGAUUCAGAUCUCAGCCACACCGGAGUCAGACCAGUCACUGCGGGCUCUGGCAGGGGCUGGGGCGGGAGCACAGAUGGGCCAAUGGGAUUAGUCUCUGCCUGCCUGUCCCUGGGCGCUGCCGGGGGAGUCCAGGGCAGCUCAUUCUUCAGGUGAUGCCACCAGAGGGCUGCAGCCAUUGCUAAGGGAGAGGGGUUUAUACUGCAAUGGGGGGAAAUCUCCCAAAGUGGCCCUUUUGGUUCUUCCCUUUUUUUAGAAUUUGGCUCAGAGAUGCUGUUACUGGGAGGGUCUGAAGAGUCUGGGGGGAAUUGGGGUGUGACAUGGACAGAAGCCCCUUCUGUAACCUCCCUCUCGCCCCGACAGGCUGAGGAAUCAGGUCCACGUUUCACUAAAGAUCGGCCAGUCUUCCAGGGGACAGAGAAGGGAAAUGGCUGUGAUGGAGCCAGCUCAGAUGCCGGUGACCUUCGAGGAGGUGGCUGUGUAUUUCACCCAGGGGCAGGGGGCUCUGCUGGACCCCGCUCAGAGAGCCCUCUACAGGGACGUCAUGCAGGAGAACUACAAGACGGUGACCUCGCUGGGAUUUCCCAUUUCCAAACCUAAGCUGAUCGCCCGGCUGGAGCAAGGGGACGAGCCAUGGGUGCCCGAUCUCCAGGCCUGCGAGGAAGGAAGGCUUCUGAGAUGCACCCGCACAGGCUGAGGAAUCAGGUCCACGUUUCACUAAAGAUCGGCCAGUCUUCCAGGGGACAGAGAAGGGAAAUGGCUGUGUUGGAGCCAGCUCAGAUGCCGGUGACCUUCGAGGAGGUGGCUAUUUAUUUCACCC